Lepisosteus oculatus (spotted gar) is the source of this 1205-nucleotide messenger RNA. RefSeq names its product cytokine like 1 (gene cytl1). NCBI's taxonomy places the organism in Eukaryota, Metazoa, Chordata, Actinopteri, Semionotiformes, Lepisosteidae. Gene Ontology annotation, biological process: positive regulation of transcription by RNA polymerase II. The record is from RefSeq and is a predicted model, not a curated record.
UGGUGACGUAAUUGUUGUUUGUGUCUCCAGCUGUUGAAAAGGAGCGAAAACUGACAGCCAGGAGUUAGUCAAGAAAGUUUUCCCACCUCGUGUUUUACUACUUAUAACGUGCCGUGGGAAAAGAAAAGGCUGUGAAAGCAGCACGAUGAAACCCGGAGUAGGUACUUUUAUUGUUCUUUGCAGUCUGAUUUUCCUGGCAAACUGUGCUCCACCACCGACAUGCUAUUCCCGAGUAUUAAGUUAUAGCAAAGAAAUCAUGAAGUUCAUGGAAACGCUUCAAAAAUCCUAUCGUACGAAGUCCUGUAUGGAAGCAUUACCUAAAAUGUAUCUUGAUGUACAUAACUCUUGUAUUAUGCCGAAACUUAGAGAUUUCUUGUAUGUCCUCGAGAAUCUUACUAGACCAGAGUGCCGGGAACGUCCAAGAAUACUGGGUUUGAAGCGUAAAAUCAGAAGUCUUUACAUCAUUAUCAACAAAGUUUGCUAUAGGGACUUGGUGUUUUAUACUGACGAUUGUGAUGCCUUGGUUACUGGUGAAAGCACACCAAGGCAAGGAGGAGACCAACUUCCACUUUAUGAAGAAAGUUGAAAAAGAGAAAUCUUAAGCAAAACAAAAUGUGCUGUUCACCUGAGGUGUAGCCCACUGAAUAAUUGACAAAGUGCAUUUCACGUAGUUGAGGAGGUGUCUCUGCAAAAACGUACCACAGGAUACAAAACUUUCCACAGGAAAUGAACUGAAUGCCUACCAUUCCUCAGAAACCUUCAAAGAAGAAAAUGCAUCUCUUAAAUGAAUUAUAUUUACCACACAGUAAUAGUCAAAGAAAGUUCAGACUAAAAGUGAAAUAGCUGAAGAGUAUUUCCUUGUAUAAACAAAAAAAUAUACAGACUAGACUAAAACAUGAACUCAAAAUUGAGUCCAUUCUACUUAUUAUGCCUAAUUUCAGAAUGUUAACUUUUAUUUCACAUUUUAUUAAACUGCUACCAUAUACUGUAUGUGUGUACCAUGAAUAAUACAUUAUUAUUAUUAUUAUUAUUUUAUUAAAGUUGGGAGGAUUGUAUGCAUUUGGAGGAAAAACUGAUCUGCAUUUGUCUAAGCUUCUUUUGUAGAUUGUGUCUGCAAAUAAGCAUUUGUGUAUUGUUAUUAUUUCUUUUCUGACUGGUAAUUCUACUUUUUACAAUAAAACUGAUAUUUUUGAUUUUGUUAUCAA